Molecule: messenger RNA, 1734 nt
Organism: Pestalotiopsis fici W106-1
Lineage: Eukaryota; Fungi; Ascomycota; Sordariomycetes; Amphisphaeriales; Sporocadaceae
Exons: 3
Coding region: 1-1734 (577 amino acids)
Biological process (GO): fungal-type cell wall (1->3)-beta-D-glucan biosynthetic process
Cellular component (GO): fungal-type cell wall; cytoplasm
Molecular function (GO): 1,3-beta-glucanosyltransferase activity
Source: RefSeq, a predicted model, not a curated record
AUGAUUUCUCGGCAUGUUGGCGCGGCCGCGGCCGUUCUGCUUAUCAAUUCUGCAGUUGCUGUAGAUCCCAUUGUAGCCAAGGGUAAAUACUUUUUCAACUCGGCAACCGGCGCACAAUUCUUCAUCAAAGGUGUCGCCUACCAACAAGGCGUGGGCGUGGGCGGAGAAGUCGAGGAUGGAAAGACUUUCACCGACCCUCUCAGUGAUUUCGACGGAUGCAGCCGCGACAUCCCAUACCUCCAACAGCUGGGCACAAACUUGGUGAGAGUCUAUGCUAUCGAUAGCACGGCGGAUCACACCCAGUGCAUGAAUGCCUUGGAUGAAGCCGGUAUCUACGUAAUUGCCGACCUGGGGGAGCCGGGCAAUUCCAUCAACCGCGACGAGCCUCAAUGGAACACAGAUCUCUAUGCACGUUACACGAGCGUCAUCGACAACCUGGCCAAGUUUCCAAACACGUUGGGCUUCUUUGCCGGAAACGAAGUCACCAACAACAAUACCAACACGCAAGCCUCGGCUUUUGUAAAGGCUGCCGUGCGCGACAGCAAAGCCUAUAUUACCUCGCAAAGCUUUGAUCAUUGGAUGGGAGUCGGCUAUGCGACAAACGAUGACGCCGACACUCGCGAUAACUUGGCCGACUACUUCAACUGUGGAAAUCAGUCAGAUGCCGUCGAUUUCUGGGGCUACAACAUCUAUGAGUGGUGUGGCGAGAACACGUUUGAGGCCAGUGGUUAUGAGGAACGGACUCAAGCUUUUGAGAACUAUUCGGUACCAGCUUUCUUCAGCGAGUACGGAUGCAACAACCCCGGUGGCGGUGCUUCUCGAAUCUGGCAGGAAACCGGAGUGCUUUACGGUACUCAAAUGAACCAGGUCUGGAGCGGCGGCAUCGCGUACGAAUACUUUGAAGAACAGAAUGACUUUGGGCUUGUCACGGUUGAUGGCACAAACGUUCAGACCAGCAAAGACUUUUCUGCGCUGGCUGACCAGAUCAAGGCCGUCGGCGACGUACAAACGUCUACAAAGAUGAACUCAACCAAUGCCGUCGUUGCCAACGAACCCCGUGCUUGCCCAGCGGUAACGGGCGAUGGAGGCUGGGCAGCUGCCGAAGCUCUCCCGCCCACCCCGGAUGAGGCCGUUUGUAGCCAGAUGGUGGCAUCUUUGUCCUGUGUGCCGUCCGAGAAGGUCACGACUGACGAUAUUGGCUCCCUCUUCGGCACUGUCUGUGGCAUGGACGCCACGGCUUGCACCGAGAUCACUUCGGACGCAACGACUGGUAGCUAUGGGGCCUACACCAUGUGCAAUGCCACGCAACAAUUGGCAUUUGCUCUCAACCAAUACUACGUUAAUCAGGGCAAAUCGACGUCGGCAUGCAAUUUCAGUGGCCAGGCCAAGCUGGUCAGCCCCACCGAGGCUGCUCCCGAGGUCACGACUGGUUCGGGAACUUCUGAUACCACUACAGGUGCUGAUACCAGUACCUCGUCGGGAAGCACUUCGGGAAGCACUUCGAGCAGCGGUUCGAGCAGCGGCUCCAGCAGUAGUUCCGGCAGCAGCACGAGCAGUAAGUCAGGGAGCGGCUCUACCGGUGCGUCUGGCGGUAAUGGUACGGCUGCCAGCACCACAAACAACACAAAUCAGAAUCAGUCAAGUCAAACUGCAGGAGCAAGUCUGCUGACAUCGGGCAUCGCAGUAUACGCGACCGCUUUGCUUUUCGUCGGAUUGAACCUGUUUGUGAUAUAA